AUGAAGGCAUUCAUUAUCUUAGCGUGGACUGGACUGCUUUGUGCUGGUGCAACAUGGGCCUUACCAAGCGGGGCGCCUACGUGCGAUUCUGCGAACCCCACCAACCAAUUCAAGUCAAAACAUGGCAACAAAAACACUUUAACAUUGAGUAUUGCUCCCAGCACUCAAGGAUAUACGCCUGGUCAGCCCAUGACUCUUACUCUCUCUGGAGGGAACGUUGGAGGAGUAAUAUUUGGAGUUCAAGAUGCCAACAAGAAAUUUGUUAGUGGACUUUCUGUUCCAGCUGGGGUUUCCAUGAAGAUGUGCACUAACGGAGUCGGGGCUGGUAUGACCGUUACCCAUAGUGCGUUGAAUCAAGUUUCGUCAGUUACCUUUCCGUUCACUCCUCCUGCCGGUGCUACAGGCCCUUUGAGUGUAUCUGCACUUGUAUCGACUGGUUCAAUUAAUACUGCUUGGGGCCAAGCUACUUUAUCCCUUGCUGCAGCUGGCGGAGGACGCGGCAAUUCAACCGGAAAUUCAACAGUACCGGCUGGGAAUGGUAAGAACAGUCCAGCACCCGUCGAUGGAGCAAAAGUCAGCCCUGUUGCUGCUAAACCGGUUCAACCUGCUGCUACCAAGCUUGCUGCUACGAAAGCUGCCAAGGCAGUAAAAACCACUGCUCCCAAAGCUACUCAAGCAGCCAAGAACAAGGCAAGUUGUUUCUGUCUUAAGAACAACAAUCUGAAGGAUAAGAUUGAAGCCAAAGAGGCCGAGAUUAAGGCCAAGUUGGGUAUCAACUGA
Synchytrium microbalum is the source of this 780-nucleotide messenger RNA. RefSeq lists its product as uncharacterized. Bases 1 to 780 code for a protein of 259 amino acids. The record is from RefSeq and is a predicted model, not a curated record. The transcript has 6 exons. Lineage: Eukaryota; Fungi; Chytridiomycota; Chytridiomycetes; Synchytriales; Synchytriaceae.